Molecule: messenger RNA, 2091 nt
Organism: Symbiodinium sp. CCMP2592
Lineage: Eukaryota; Dinophyceae; Suessiales; Symbiodiniaceae
Source: the annotation of a GenBank genome assembly
AUGUUACUGGGCGGCCUGCGUGAUAUGCGCGCUGUCAGAACCGUCGCUUUAGCCGUCUUGCUGACUUUUGUUGAGCUUCGUGGGCAAACUUUGCUGGAUGCGGUGUCAGCAGACGAGAGCCUUUCGAUUUUUCUGUCAGCUUUGCGGAAAGCUGGCCUGGCUUCGUUUCUAAACGUUUCGGGUUUCUUGACGGUCUUUGCGCCCACAGACGAUGCGUUCGAUUCGCCGGAAGAAUUUUUGGAGCGACCAGACCUGCGAGAUCUCCUAAAGUUGCACUUGGCAGUUGGCCGUCAAGAGGAGGGCCAUCCAGUGCAGAGCAUGGAGGGUGCACGGCUGGAGGUCGUGACCCAUGAGCACCACAGCUUCGUCAACGGCAUCCAGGUGAUCCGAGCGGAGCAGGUCUUGCGCAACGGUGUCGUGCACCAUCUUGGCUCCUUUCUCCAGGUUCCAGAAAGGCUGAGACUCUCGGGUGCGGAGAAGGGCUGGCCCGGCUGGAUCGCAGAGCGAGGUGGCAAGGCCACGGGACGCUUGUCCUUUUCUGGGGAAGCCAUGGUCUUCAGUGGUCAUGACCUCGAAGAGGGCGGUGCCUCCAGCGUGCGGGCAUCCUUCAGGCCGCUGCUGAAUCUCACGGCAUGUGCUGGGCUACUGCUGGACCUUCAGUCAGAGCCAAUGGCAAACUCUACUCGGGCAGCUCCGCUUGGAUUGCAGCUGAUAUUGAAAGAUGCAAACUCGUCGUCGGCAUACGAGUCGGCCUUCGCGGUGCCUUUUUCACAGGGCGGUCCGCCUCACUCCUGCAGUGUCUUCAUUCCGUUGCGGGACUUCAGCAUCAGCCGAGCAGAUGCCAAGGCUUGUGAAGGAUGCGUGCUAGAUCGAAGCCGUAUUGCGACAUUGGAGAUCAAUGUGAUCCUGCAGAGUGGCCCAUUCCACGUGCGCUUGGCGGGCCUCCGGGCUGUGCGCCGGGCCUUGGAUGCACCCCUGCCAACAGCACCAUCGGUGCAGAUGACGACGGCCGGAUUGUUGAAACUGAUAGAUGGUACGAUACAGACGGCAGCUCCGAUCUGCAAGGAGGGCUACGACAAAGUUUGCCUCGCCAUGUACUCAGCCACCGCCCGGCAGGUCAUGGUGGCCCGGGGCCCUGCGCAGACCUUGCAGCAGCUACGAGGCCUUACAUGUGCAGGUUUACGACGAGGCUCGGCCUGGUCCCUCCGCCGCGCCUUGGAUGCGGCGCACGCUGACCUGGCGGGCGAGGAGCGCAUCCUGGACGUCAGGUACCCUCCGGAAGCACAGGGCUCCUGGCUGUUGCCGCGCGGGCAGCGGCCUCCGAGUGGCCUUUGCCAAGGCUUGGUUGACCGAACAUCAGUGGACAUCAACCUGGAGCUCGGUGCAUCUGAUCGGUCGAGCCUCAGCAGCUUCAGCGGCCCUUUCGUGGCGAUGUCCAUUGAAGGGCGCAAUGUUCAGCACCGGCAGGUGCAUUCACCCGCAGAAUGUGCACAGCUCUGCCUCGAGACAGAUGGAUGCGCAAGCUUCGACUAUGGAGCAGAUGGCUUUGUAGUUGGCGAGUGUUGGCUGAAAUGGGCGAAUCGUACUUCCGCCGGCUCUGCAUUUCGUACCCAUCGGCUCUUUGAUUACUAUGAGCGCCAGCAGGCGAGUGCAGCUACAAGUCUACCAGCCGGACCUGCGAAGAACGUCGUGGGGCCAACUAGCUCCCCGGAGCUCUCGAUCCCGACGUCUGGCCAGGACCCGCCCAAGGAGCAAGCAGGCUCCGGAGGAGCGAGGACCUUCGUCUUUGGUGCUGCUCUCGGUGGUGUCCUCCUGUUAGGCAUCCUGCUUGGAGCUCUGUUCAUAUUCGUACUUCAUAUACGGAAAGGAGGCCGAGCUCGAGGUCGGGAGCGGACAGGCCGGGAGCGGACACCAAGGGCGCCCCCGGGCAACCCCGGAGUUUCCGGAGCUCCAGAUCCGAUUUCCCCAGUCGAUCCGGCUCAGCUGCCUCCCACCGUCAGCCUCGGAAGCGCCGCCGUGCCCCCAAGCAUUGACAUCGGAAGCACGAGCGUUGUGGUCGUCGGACAUCCGGUGCGCGAUCCAACGACAUGA